Perkinsus marinus ATCC 50983 is the source of this 393-nucleotide messenger RNA. RefSeq lists its product as hypothetical. The coding region runs from base 1 to 393 and encodes 130 amino acids. The transcript has a single exon. The record is from RefSeq and is a predicted model, not a curated record. NCBI's taxonomy places the organism in Eukaryota, Perkinsozoa, Perkinsida, Perkinsidae.
AUGCAAGGUCAACAACACCCUUGUAACAACGACAUCACCAACGUGGCGUACUGGUGCGAUCUAUCUUACAACUAUGACAAGGAGAAGGCGCUUGAUACAACAAAGGCCAUCAAUGCUGUUUCCCAUAUCAAGUGCCCCGACAAGGAACAAUACAAGGGGAACUCUGAUAACAGGAGUAUCAACUACUUCUUGAGUCUUGUCCGCUGUGAAGCGAAGCAAACAGCGCUGGGCCCUCGAUUAUCGUACAUCUAUCUAUCCAACUGUCUUAGCCAGUCGGUCAAGAGGAACUUACAGAUCCACUUGGAAACUACCCAGAGAAAGAAAUGUGCCAUUGUAGCCAUUAAACCCUUCAUACUUCGGGUUGGUAAAUACCUCGGAAGAAAGCAGCACUAG